Molecule: messenger RNA, 2603 nt
Organism: Oncorhynchus keta (chum salmon)
Lineage: Eukaryota; Metazoa; Chordata; Actinopteri; Salmoniformes; Salmonidae
Product: lysophospholipase-like protein 1
Exons: 5
Coding region: 74-805 (243 amino acids)
Biological process (GO): protein depalmitoylation
Cellular component (GO): cytoplasm
Molecular function (GO): carboxylic ester hydrolase activity; palmitoyl-(protein) hydrolase activity
Source: RefSeq, a predicted model, not a curated record
UCUGUAAACUGCAUCUAUCCAAUCACAGAGGCCUGUCUGUCUGCGCUGUAGUCUCGCAAGACACAGAGAAAUUAUGGCUGCCGUACCAAGCAGCAAACUUCUAGGCAAGUGUGUUGCAUCUCCAACCGGGAAACACUCCGCGUCGGUCAUCUUCUUACACGGCUCAGGAGACACUGGACGGGGAGUGCGAGCAUGGGUCAAAGAGGUUUCGGUACCAGACCUGGCUUUCCCCCACAUCAGAGUGGUAUAUCCCACAGCUCCAGCCAGGCCGUACACACCCAUGCGGGGGGCUCUGUCCAAUGUGUGGUUUGACCGCUACAAGAUCUCACACGACUGCCUGGAGCACUUGGAGUCUAUAGACGCCAUGGCCAACUCCUUGGGAGCGGUUAUACAGGAGGAGAUCAGGGCAGGAGUACCAAAACACAGGAUGAUCAUAGGGGGUUUCUCUAUGGGCGGAGCUAUGGCCCUCCACCUGGCGUGCCGUUAUCACCCUGACGUAGCAGGAGUCUUUGCUCUGUCCAGCUUUCUCAACAAAGACUCUGUAGUAUAUCAGGCUGUGGAGGAGCGGGCAAGGGCGGGGAGCCCCCUCCCAGAGCUAUUCCAGGGCCAUGGGACAGGAGAUGAGUUGGUGUUCCAUAAGUGGGGAGAAGAAACUACGGCCCUGCUGAAGAAGGCUGGGAUGACAACCACCUUCCACUCGUUCCCAGGCCUCCAGCACCAGCUCUCCCGGCCAGAGAUUGAGCUACUGCGCUCCUGGAUCCUCACCAAGCUGCGCCCGGACAGUCUAGACGCCAGUGGGCAGUGACCAGUCAGCCCCACACCACUAAACAGACACAUUAACAACACGCUAUUAGCAUGUUAAUAACACGUUCACACUAUUGAGCUGCUUUAAAAUGAGCCAAACCAAACAGUACUGCGCUGGCCUGGUAAAGCACUGCCCAUAGUUUCUGGAACAAAGCUGGAAAAGCGAGCCAGCACGGUCAGGUCGGUACUAUAGUGUGAAAAGGAUAUUAACAUGCUGAGUGGGCUGUGGACCACCGCCUCACAACCUCUGGACACAAUAUCGCUUUUUAAAAAAUGUGUCAAAUGUUGUUUUUUUUUUGCUUGGACACUCAGUUGUGCUUGCUUAGUGUCAACAGCUGUGUGGUUCCCUUCAAAAGAGAACAUGUGAUAGUUGAGUGUGUUUAUAACCACUCCCUCUGCACUUGUACAGUCUCCACUCUUCGUUUGUCUGACUCUGAUAGGAUAUGGGAGCAUGCUCUGCCUCCACCCCUAUCGUUUAACUAACACUAGAGUCAAUUUAGUACCGUUGCUGUAGAGAGAACGAAUUGUUUAGUCAAUCUUGCUCGCUCUGUUUUUUUUUUAUACACCAUUAUCGUUUUGCGCUGGGGAAUGUGUUGAACAUGUGUGGGGAUGGAGGGAGCGGAGGUCUGUUCUGUUUGCUCAGUAGUUCUGCUCUGUAGCACACAUCGCCUCAUUGAUAGUUAUUGGGAAGAAGCAGUUAGCUAUUCUUCCCUUCUUCCUACCUGCAGCCUCUCUCUCGGCGUUGUGCUUAAGGUAGUCUGGAUGUUGGGCUGCCUUCACUAGUGUAGGGCUGCAGGCCAGGGUCAGAACACAGGAAGAUCAUGAAUGAGCAGUAGUAACACUUAGGUGCCAAACAUAAUGAGUUAUGGAAAUGAUUCACGUUUCUUGUGUAGUCCUGGCUAUAAAUUAAACAUCUGUCAACAUCAGCAGUCACCCUUUGGAAAAUACUUUGAAUUAUGAUUUUUGAAAUUGUAUCCACAAACCUUUAAAAUUAACAUUAUUUUAAUAAGUUUAUUAUAUAUUUGUGGUUUACAUGAUAUAGGCUAUAACAAAUCAGCAACUUAGACAUGAAUAAGGUGGGGGCCUCCUGGGUGGCGCAGUGAUCCAAGGCACUGCUUCACAGUGCUAGCUGUGCCACCAGAGACUGGGUUCUAGCCCAGGCUCUGUCGCAGCUGGCCGUGACCGGGAGGUCCAUGAGGCGACGCACAAUUGGCCCAGUGUCGUCCGGGUUAGGGAGGGCUUGGCCAGAAGGGAUAUCCUUGUCUCAUCGCGCACUAGCGACUCCUGUGGUGGGCCGAAGCAGGUCGCCAGGUGUGCUGUGUUUCCUCCGACACAUUGGUGCGGCUGGCUUCCGGGUUGGAUGUGCGUUGUGUCGAGAAGCAGAGGCUUUCGACCUUCGCCUCUCCCGAGUCCGUACGGGAGUUGCAGCGAUGACACAAGACUGCAACUACUAUCAAAUAAAAGACAUAAGGUAUGAAAAAGGAUAGCUGCUCAGAACCAGCUAGAGAAUGUAACAUGGUCCCCCUACACACAAGAACACCAAACCCAAAUGUAUCUCACUGCAAAGGAAAAUGGAUGUUUAUUACGUCACAGCCGUGCAUGCUUUCAUUCCAACAUAUAAACUGUAUGUCCAAAAUGCUUUGGCAUCUAGCUGUUUUUACAGUAGCAGUAAGGCUAUUCAAAUUCAAUUAGAAGUUGGCCUCAACACCAUCCACCAUUUAGGAAGCGUUCACCUCCAGUAUCUGUUUCAUCAAUGUGUGUUGAACUCAACACUGAUUAAAGUCUCUGUGCUCCCACUA